Molecule: messenger RNA, 1433 nt
Organism: Scomber scombrus (Atlantic mackerel)
Lineage: Eukaryota; Metazoa; Chordata; Actinopteri; Scombriformes; Scombridae
Product: interferon-induced protein with tetratricopeptide repeats 1-like
Exons: 2
Coding region: 117-1433 (438 amino acids)
Biological process (GO): defense response to virus
Cellular component (GO): cytosol
Molecular function (GO): protein binding
Source: RefSeq, a predicted model, not a curated record
UAAACAUCACAGCUGACACAGCAAAGCAGAGGCUGGAUAAUAGCGACUGAUCUUACAUCAGCUGCUGCUUCAGACUCAUAUUUACAAAACUACCGAGUGAAGGAAACAGCAGGAUAAUGAGUGCUGCUCAGAGUCAGUCAACACUGGAGGACAAACUGAAGUCCCUGCAGUGCCACUUCACCUGGGACAUUGACCCUGGCACAACCAAACUUUUACUCUUCAGGGACAAACUGGAGGACAUCGGCAAUGAUGAUGGAAACAGCUGGAUGGGUCACAAUUACAACCUGCAGGGAUACAUUCAAUACCAGCUGGGCUUCACUGAAGACGCCCAGCGUUUCUUCAGCAAAGCCACAGAGGCCUUCCGCCGGGCAAGAAAGGUCUCAGAUGAAGGUCCCUGGUUGGUGGUGAACUACGGGAACCUGGCUUGGCUGCACCACCACCUGGGAGAAGAAGCAGAGAGUCAGACUUACCUGUCAAAGGUCGAAACCCUGCUGAAAGAAUACCCAUCUCCAUCCCAGGGCGAGCUCCAUCCAGAGAUCUACGCUGAAAAAGCCUGGACCCUGAUGAAGUUCGGCAAAGACCAAAAGCUGCUGGCUGCAGAUUACUUCCGGAGAGCCAUCAGGAUGCAGCCGGACAUGGUGGAAUGGCACACCAGCUAUAUGAUUGCGUCAGUGAAGGCUUAUAAGUACAGUGACAAACCACAGGAGGAAGACAUCAUGGAGAAAAUGAGAAUGACCAAGGAACAGGAUCCAGAGAAUUUGUACCUUGCUGUUCUCGACCUUGAGCAGCGUGCUCAGGAAGGAGAAAGAAUUGAAGAUGAAGCACGUGAGUUAGCCAGAAAGGUUUUGGAGAAUCCUGUCAGCAGCUACAGUGGAAUGAAAAAGUUAUUAUGGCUUUACAAAAACUAUUUAUCUGUUGAUGAAGCUAUUGAUUUGGCAGAGGAGGCUCUGGCAAAACAUCCAGAUCAACGCUACCUGAAGUGGUGUGCUGCUCUCUGCUACAAAUGGAAGAUAGUUUCUUACAAUGAAAGCCGCAUAAAGCAAAGCAUGAUAGACAGAGCGAUCAGUCUCCAUAAAGAAGUGAUCUCAGUUUACCAUCAUCCAUCAUCACUUCUGAAGAAAAUAGCCCUCGCAAAUAUAUGUGCAAAGUCAAAUCAUGGCCAGGUCGAAGCUGAGCAGAUUUACCAGGAGCUGCUAGAAAUGGAUCUGGAACCUGAAGAGAAACAGAUGGUUUUCCAUUUUUAUGCAAAUUACUUAAACAUCAAGAGCCACAGGUCGACAGAAUACCACAUGAAGGCGGCAGAGAUACAACACAAAUCCUACUUUCGAGAGAACAGCGUCAAAGUGCUGAAGAGGAUUAAAGACAGAAACAGGAACCAAAUGUGUAGAGAAAUAGAGGAGCUACUGGCCAAUCUGGAAGUUGAGAGAUCCUAA